AUGGCCGAGCGGGCCGCUGCCCAGGGUUCAGAAUGGGAUGCAGAUUCAUGGCAUUUGCUGCCUCUAAAACCCUCUGUUGUCCUCAAACAAAGGUCAGUGAGAGAAGCUCAUGAUCAGACUACAGAGUGUUCCCUGGGGACUGUGAUGGCAGCAGUUCAAGCAGUGGAGAGGAAAGUUAAGGCAUGCACCAUGCGAUUGCUGAAUCUGGAGAGGAGACUGGGGAGUGCUGAGAAGAAACUAAUAGGCUGCGAGAAAACAGCAUUGGAGUUUGAUACCAAGCUGGAGAGUAAGUGGGCCAUGCUGGGAACUGUGAUCCAGGAGAAUAAUCUGCUGCAGAGGAGGCUGGAGAACCUGGAGAACCUGCUGAAGAACAGGAACUUCUGGAUCCUGAGACUCCCCCCAGGCACUAAGGGGGAGGUGCCCAAGGUGCCGGUGAUGUUUGAUGACGUCUCCGUCUAUUUCAACGAGCAGGAGUGGGCGAACUUAGACGAAUGGCAGAAAGAGCUUUACAAGAACGUGAUGAAAGAGAAUUAUGAGACCCUGAUCUCCCUGGAUUAUGCUGUUUCCAAACCUGACAUCCUGUCUCAGAUUGAGCGAGGGGAAGAGCCCUACCUAAGGGAUCAGCCAGGAUCCCAGGAUAGAUCAGGAGAAAAAGAUCAGAGUGAAGAGGGAUCAGAGGAAAAUGAAGUCCCUAUAGAUGCCUGCCCAGAAUCUCCGGUUUCUAUCAUGGAUAUUUUAUCGUGGGCUAUACAAGAGGAGGAGCCCUGUGAGAACAAUCAGCCAGGUCUGGAGGGGAGACCAAACCCUACAGACCGCAGCACUGGAGAUGGCCAGUUAAUGACAAAAGAAACCAGGUUUGAUGGGGAUUGUGAACCUGAAAAUCUGGAGGCAGAGGGGGAAUUACCAGGAAGACCCAGAGAGAAGGUCCUCCAGACCUUGGCUGAGGCUGAGAGCCAGCUGUGCUCUAAGGUGCAGCAGCCAAACCCUGAGGAGAAAAGGUUGUGUGACUCCACUGAAGGGGAGAGUGGCUUAAAGACUCUGAGUGUCUGCCCACGGAACCGCCCAAGGGACAGACUACACCCUUGUACAGAGUGCGGGAAGAGCUUUCGGCUGAAGAUCAACCUUAUCAUUCACCAGAGGAGCCAUGCAAACGAGGGGCCGUACGAGUGUCCUGAGUGUGAGAUCUGCUUCACUUCCAAGCAGCAUCUUGCUCUGCAUCAGAGGAUUCACACAGGAGAGGGAGCUCCGGCACCUGGACUUGGGGAAAGCAGCGAUCUGGAGCUGAGACUCUGCCCAGGAACGGAGGCCACGGGAACCGCCCGCAGAAGCACGAGAAGCAAAUCUGGCAUCGGGGAGCACCGGCCGAGCCACACCGACGAGAGGCUGUACAUGUGCCGCCAGUGUAAGAAACACUUCUCCCAGGAGAUAGAUCUAACGAGGCACCAGAAGACUCACAGCAAGAUCUUCCCAACGUGCACCGUGUGCUGGAAGACGUUCACCUGCUCCUACAGCCUCCGCAGGCACCAGAUGGUCCAUUCUGGAGAGAGGCCGUAUCACUGCCCUGACUGUGAGAGACGCUUCGCCCGCAAGGUGAACCUCUUGCGGCACCAGAGGGUCCAUGCCAGGGAGAAGAUCCUGAGGAUGAGGCGAAUGCACCGACAGAUCGCCCGGCAUUCGCCGCCCUCUGAAGCACCGGGGCAGCCACUGCAGGGAGAAGCUGCCAGCUGCCAGUCCACAGAAACCUUCACUGCUCACCAGACAAUGCACCCAGGAGAGACGUGA
Messenger RNA from Emys orbicularis (European pond turtle), 1782 nucleotides. Its product is annotated as zinc finger protein 777-like. Bases 1 to 1782 code for a protein of 593 amino acids. Gene Ontology annotation, biological process: regulation of DNA-templated transcription. NCBI's taxonomy places the organism in Eukaryota, Metazoa, Chordata, Testudines, Emydidae. The record is from RefSeq and is a predicted model, not a curated record. The transcript is spliced from 6 exons.